GUCAUUCCCGAAACUCUCUCUCGCAAACCCGCACGUACUAUUUUCCUUAACUUUUUUAGAGCCAACUACAUUACUUUAAACUUUAACCAUUUCAAUCUCAAAUUUCUUUAUCAUCUUUCUAUCUCUCUCUCUCCUAAACUAGCACCAGAGGUCAGCCAUGGCUUCUUCUUCGGACGAACAACAACAGCAACAACAACAACCAAGAGAUGAACAGCAACAACAACAACAAAAACCUGCUUCUUCUGAAACCAUUUUUCAUAAGACAAAGAUUAUCCAAUUCUGCGGGCGUUCUACUCCUAUUAUUCUUCAACACGACAAUGGCCCUUGCCCGCUCCUUGCUAUCUGUAAUGUACUUCUGUUGAAGAAUCAACUGAAUUUGAGUGCUGAUAUAAGUGAAGUUUCACAGGAGAAGCUACUGUCAUUAGUUGCCGAGAGAUUACUUGAUUCUAACAGCAAUACCAAUGAUAAAGAUGCAGAGUAUGUGGAAAACCAACAGCAAAAUAUUGCUGAUGCAAUAGACUUGCUUCCACAGCUUACAACUGGCAUUGAUGUAAAUGUCAAAUUCUGUAGGAUUGAUGAUUUUGAGUUUACUCCGGAGUGCGCAAUAUUUGAUCUUCUGGAUAUCCCAUUGUAUCAUGGUUGGUUAGUUGAUCCUGAGGAUUAUGAGACUGCUAGAGCAAUUGGUUCAAAAUCUUAUAACACUCUUAUGGGGGACCUUGUUUCCUUGGAAGCACGGAAAAUGGAGAAUGUGGCCAAGGAUAAAUGCGAUGAAGAUUGCAUUGAUUUUGCUGCUGCGACUACUGCAACCUUGGGUGUUCCUUCACCUAGCCUUUCAAAGGCUAAAUCUUUUGAAGAGUCUCCUCGUUCUGCGUCUGAUCAACAAACAUUUAGGAUAGGAGACGCUGAGGAAGAGGAACUGCUGCAAAGAGUGUUGAAACUAUCUGAGAAUGAUUUACUAUCUGACGUAGAAACAACAUCUGCAGGGGAUGCACUUGUAUCUUCUGAUGAUAAUGCGCAUAUGUUGAAUCCCACUCCUGUUAAUUCUGUAUUAUCAGAGGGACAUAGCAGCAGUGGACCAUUAGAUGUGGAGCCUUCUGUAUCAGGUUGUGACGAUGCGCAUGGCCAUUCUGACAGAAUUGUUCCUUUAUAUGAAGAACAGGCUGUUUCUCUUACAUUGACCGAUGUUUCGGAAAAACAUGGUGUCCAGUUGCCUCCUGUUCAACUCGGAGAGGUUUCCUUGUCAGAUGAUCUGGCAGAAUGCAACCCUGACACACCUAUUCUCAAUGAAACUAUUCCUUGCACUCUAGCGGAAGUUAAAGGAGAUGAUCAAGUCAGGAACUUGUCUGCUCCUUUAAUUGGAUCCACCGAAGGGUUGCAUAAACAAAAUGUAGAACAAAACCCUGGUCUUAUUGCAGAUCAUGCUGAUUCUGAGCUAUCUAGUGACAGAAUGCCCAACAUUGAAGCAGUUGAAUCCUUUACGUCGAGUCUUGAAGGCAGUGAACCUUUAUAUGAAGGGGAGGAGUGUAUACUGGAUCCAGGGAAAACAGUUUGUGGGGAUCGAGAACCUGUCUAUGAAGGUGAGGUGGUUUUGGCUGAACUGGCUGACAAAAGAGUUAAAGAUGCCUGUGAUACGAGUCCAAAUGAAGAAAUCACAACUAGACAGGGGGAACUUAUCAACAACUUCUUGAAUGGCAAUGCUCAGCUUACUUUUCAUGGCUUAUUUAGAUUGCAAGCGGGUCUCAAUGAGCGUGAGCUUUGUGUCUUCUUUCGAAAUAAUCACUUCAGCACAAUGUUCAAGCUUGAUGGUGAACUCUAUCUUUUAGCUACAGAUCAAGGAUACAUGAAUCAGCCUGACCUAGUGUGGGAAAAGUUAAAUGAGGUCAAUGGAGAUAAUCAGUUCAUGACUAGUAAUUUCAAGGAAUUUAAGCUGGAAAGCAGUUCCAAUGGUACAUGGGAUCAGCAGAAUGCUGUAUCUAGUACUGCUGACUACCUGGCUACCAUCGACAGCUCAGCAACAGAUGGUUCAAACAUGAACUCUGAUCUACAGUUAGCAAUAGCUUUGCAACAGCAGGAGUUUGAGCAACAACAGCAGCAACAGCAGCCGCGGAAUCCCCAACAGCAAGCUUCUGGUAUUGGCAGUUCAAGGCUCAUAACUGGCCCCCAGGUUCCCAGAAGCAGUGCAAAAGCAACAUCGUCAACCCCGAAGCAAGAUCCAAAAUCAAAAGACAAGUCCAACUGUAAAAUAAUGUGACACUUUCAGGUGGGGAGUUAAUUGUCAAAUUGUUAGUGUAAAUUUUGUGUUUUGUAAUUUGUUCGAUAGCAUAACAUGUACUUUAUCCACACAAAAUCUCCCUCCAGAUUGGUUUUGCAUCUUGACUGACUUACCUGGUUUUAAGUUGUAAAUAAUGAUGGUAUAACAUUGCCAUAGGCCUCGCAAAUCGCAAUGUGAAUUUUUCCCUUUUGGUUUC
Molecule: messenger RNA, 2468 nt
Organism: Spinacia oleracea (spinach)
Lineage: Eukaryota; Viridiplantae; Streptophyta; Magnoliopsida; Caryophyllales; Amaranthaceae
Exons: 12
Coding region: 158-2251 (697 amino acids)
Biological process (GO): protein K48-linked deubiquitination
Cellular component (GO): cell periphery; cytosol
Molecular function (GO): cysteine-type carboxypeptidase activity; K48-linked deubiquitinase activity; cysteine-type deubiquitinase activity
Source: RefSeq, a predicted model, not a curated record